Ostertagia ostertagi is the source of this 567-nucleotide messenger RNA. The record is from the annotation of a GenBank genome assembly. NCBI's taxonomy places the organism in Eukaryota, Metazoa, Nematoda, Chromadorea, Rhabditida, Trichostrongylidae.
UCAGCAGUUCAUAGUCAGGGGAAAGAAACGGCACACGUACUGGCAUGUCUUCAGGAAAGCUCAUCUUGCGCUUCCAUUGUGUAUUAUAGCAUUCAGCUUCUUCGCCAGUAUGGUGUCUGUCCGGGUCGAUCUAUUCUGAACUCGAUUCUCGUCGGUUCAUUACGGUACUCGUCAAAUCUCACAUGUGGUCUCCUCGACUACAAAUUUUUGUGGUUCGGACGUAAACGAGCUCACACCGCUUGUCAACUGCUCGUGCUCGCAUCGUUGCUAAUUUCAACAGCGAUCUUCUACAGUGGCUAUGGAGCAGAAUACGGUGGAGUUGUGAGAGUGUGCGUUCUCAUAGUGUGCGCUAUGGCAUCACAGCUAUGCAGCCGAUUAGGAAUCGUCGUUGCUCCCCACGUGUUCUCAUGGGAAGAAAUAUGGCACUACUUACCCUACACAUUCAUGAUCGUUGUUACCGUAAUGGAUGUGAUCUUAUUUGAGGUUGUGUUAUCCGAAACGAAGAAUAAGCCACUUGAAGAUCAUAUUGCUAAGAGGCCGAAAAAGUCGAAUGCAGGAGUGGCAUGA